AACAUCGACUACGAGCACUUCAAAUCCGACCCGGACACGUUCGACGAGUGCAUCGCUCGACUGAUCACCACUCUGAAGAACAACGGGGUCAUCUCUUUUGCCUUGAUUGCUCCCUUUGACGACCCCGAGGUACAGAGCCAUUACCAGGCUCUGUGGAACAAGUAUGGGAAUGUGAUCGAUUAUGUGAAUUUCCAGUUCUACGCCUACGAACAGGGGACCAGCGUGGACCAGUUUCUGAAGUACUACGAUGAGCAGAGUUCGAAUUACGACGGCGGGAAGGUGUUGGUGAGUUUCAUUAGUGAUGGGAGCGGGGGGUUAUCCCCUGCGGAUGGAUUGUUUAAGGCUUGCGAUAGGCUGAAGAAACGGGGGAAGCUGCAGGGAAUUUUUGCUUGGUCGGCUGAUGAUUCGAAAACUAAUGGGUUACGCUAUGAACGCCAGUCUCAAGCUGUGCUAGCAACGACGCCCAACUAG
This is a messenger RNA of Linum tenue, 471 nucleotides long. NCBI's taxonomy places the organism in Eukaryota, Viridiplantae, Streptophyta, Magnoliopsida, Malpighiales, Linaceae. The record is from the annotation of a GenBank genome assembly.